Molecule: messenger RNA, 3896 nt
Organism: Amaranthus tricolor (Joseph's coat)
Lineage: Eukaryota; Viridiplantae; Streptophyta; Magnoliopsida; Caryophyllales; Amaranthaceae
Exons: 7
Coding region: 1429-3552 (707 amino acids)
Cellular component (GO): endoplasmic reticulum
Molecular function (GO): lipid binding
Source: RefSeq, a predicted model, not a curated record
GUGUAUUAAUGAUGGAUGUAAAUUACAGUUGGAUCUGCAAUUUGUUAUCAGAAUGAUGUGAUUACUUCAUUUUCUGUUGGAGUUUUUCUGGGUAUGAUUUUGUGGGUAGUUACAUGCUUAUAUUCAUUAUUUGCUUCUGUAUUUUAGAUUUAGGUUAUGGGUUUUUGUUUGGUUUUGAAGUGUGUUUGGGAACUAGUAUUUUGAUCAGAAAAACCCAGUAAAUGGUGAUGAAAAAUAGGAAUUUGAGAGUUAAACUGAUUUUGAUUGAACAAGAAAGGAAAACAAAGUUAAACAUGAAAAGAACACAUUUCUUAUGUUUUAAUGUUUGCUGGCCAAUAAAUGUAUAAAAUCAUGUAAAUCAGUUACUUUUCAUGGUAUUCUGAAUUAGAAAGUUAGUAAAUUCCCACUGAUUAGUGAAGUAUUUUGGUUUGUAUUUGGGUACAUUAUUGUCAUUCUUAAAUAAUGGAGUAUUGCAAUAGUAUACGAAGUGUAUUCCGUUUUGUUAUUGAAUAGUUUGGUCAUGUGCAAAGAAGAUUGGAAAAUGCACUAGUUAAAGGAGAAAGGGGUGAUAAACAACAUAGAGAGUUGGGAUUUUAAUGACCAUACAGCAAAUGAUAGAAAUGAAUGGUUAAGGAAAGUAUAUGUUGAUGUUCAAUGGAAUCAAAUUUUUAGUUUGCAAAUUAGAAUAAGAUAAUGAAUGAAUUAUAAUCAAUGUCACUGAAGAUCUCCCAUGUUGAUUUUUUAGGCAACUCCAAGUUUAUGAAAUACUAUGGAAGCUUCUUCUUGAGUUGAAAGGUUUUCUUGUACUUUGUGGUUUGGAUCUUUGUUGUUGAAAACGACUACAACAAAAUGCAAAAGCCUUAUUUCUAACAAUAUUGGGAAACAAUUUAAAAGGACUAAUUUGUUUAUAAUUAACAAAUUGAGACUUUUUGAUAGAAGAUUUAUACGGACUCUAUAGUUUUGUUUUGGUUGAGCAACUAUAUUGUUUAAAUUUUCUCAAGCAAACUUCAAUCAUGUCCUUUGGUGGGAUGCAAAAUGUCGGGUUUUUCUUUCACAUAAUAGCUUGCUUUGAGAAUUUAGGUGGAGAAAAUUUAUUAACUCUGUUUGUUGUUCAUCUUGAUUUGAGAAAAUUUCUUGGUUGAUUGACAAAAGGGUCAAUAUCAUGUCAGUUUUCUCAUGGAAGGGAGUUGUGAUUUUUGCUUCUUAUGAGUGCUCUUGGCGUGUUAUAAACUACUAGGUCAAGUAUUAAUUGUAUCUAUUGAAGAGUGAUGUACAAGGUAAAUUGAUUUACAAAUCAUGACUAUUUGAUGAACUUAGCUGGGAAUGAAGAAAGUGAGCCUUAUAUUAGUACGUGAUUGGGAUGUGUGAAGUGGCCAUUGGCGGAUUGCUAUUGGGAUUUGGAACCCUCCAACAGCUGAAAAUUUUUGUAUGGGAGUUAUCUGGGUUUUGGAUCCACAAAAACAACCUAAGAUUCCUGGUCUUGCCGGCCAAAAUAAAAAGAGGGAAAUUGUGGAGGUUUCUCCUGUCCGCAAACUUGCUAAAGUCAAAGACCGUACACUUAUUCUGACUGAAGCAGAUGGUUCACUCUCAAAAAUACUCUUGAAGGGCUGUAAAGUAGUUGCAGUAUCUGCAACAAGCUUACCUGGAAGAAAAUGGGCAAAACGAUAUCCAAUCAAAGUAGAAAGCAAAAAUGCAGUUUUGUACCAAGGGAGUAAGGUUUUUUAUAUUUAUGCAGAAACCUCAUGGGAGAAAGAAUCUUGGUGCAAAGCUCUUCGUCUAGCUUCGUCAGAUGAUAAAGAAAGGCUACUCUGGUUUUCUAAAUUGAAUGAAGAAUUUCGAGACUAUUUGAAAUCAUUAUGUGAAGGAUAUCCUUCUCUUAUAAAGCCUUCUGGUGGCUGUUACUUGGGGACCCCGGAUAAGGCUAACCAGCUUGAUGAACCCCUGUCAAAAGUACGUCAAUUUUGGAGAAAGCUUUCGAGGAAAACUUCUUUGCCAAGUCUUGAUGAGAAAAGGAUCUCUAAUAAGUCUCACAUUUUUCAAGAUCAUGUUUCUAUACCAAGUACUUCAAAAACUUCUAUCAUGGGAAAGUUGCGAAAUGAAUGCGAUGAAGACAGCUCUUCUGUUUCUUUCAAGGGAUCGACUCGCUCAGGGAGUUCAACUCAUGGAUCUGAGAUAUCUGAGGCAGAGACUGCUGAGAAAUCCGUUAUCGAUGAGGGCACACUCUGCUGGAAUUUACUGCUUUCUAGGUUAUUUUUUGAUGCCAAAAGCAAUGUGGAUAUUAAAGCUGCUUUGAAGGCUCGGAUUCAGAGAUCGCUCUCAACUAUCAGAAUUCCCUCAUAUAUUGGUGAAAUAACCUGCACGGACGCAUAUCCUGGUAAUCUUCCCCCUUAUAUCCAUGGGAUGAGGGCUGUUCCUAUGGACAUGAAUGAUGUUUGGGCCAUCGAAAUGGACAUAGAAUAUUCUGGUGGAGUGGUUUUAAAUAUAGAAACCAGACUUGAAGUACGUGAACUAGAUUCCCAAAAUGACUUGCUGGACCACAAUAUUGAAACAAGUUCUCUUGGAGAGGAAACAGCUGAUCUUCUGGAGGAUUUUAAGCACUUGCAGGAGGAUUUGAAGCUUUCUGUUGGUAAUAAUGAUGCUUCGGAGCAAAAGGAUUCAGAAGAUUCUAAAUUUGAUAUGCUGAGGAGUUCCAGGACAGGUUCUUCGACUGCAAACCCUGGUUCUAGGUGGAAGUCUCUUUUGAAUUCUGUUGCCAAGCAUGUAUCUCAGGUACCUCUUACAUUGGCUAUACGGGUUGCAACAUUGAGAGGAACAAUCCAGUUGCAUAUGAAACCACCACCUUCUGAUCAGAUUUGGUUCGGCUUCACUUGCAUGCCCGAUAUACAAUUCGAAUUGGAAUCCUCUGUUAGAGAUCACAAAGUCACCAAUGGACGUGUAGCUUCGUUUUUGAUAAAUCGGUUUAAGGCAUCGAUUCGAGAUACAUUGGUACUUCCAAAUUGUGAAAGUCUAUGUGUUUCAUGGAUGCUAGCCGAGAAAGAUGAUUGGGUCCCGCGUAAUGCUGCGCCACUGUUGUGGCUGAAUCGAGAAGCGCCAUCCGAUACUCUUUCAAACGACGGGUCUAAAGGCAAAAGAACGGAUGAUAGGGAUCUAGAGAGCAAGGAAGGGAAGCUAAAGAGAGUUGAUUCCGGAAAACAAUCUAUAAACGAAGAAAGCGGAGUAAUUAUCCCUUCGGCCACAACUAUCCAGAGAAGUUCUUCGGAAGGCAGUGUUCCGUCUCAAGACUUGAAAGUCCCAUUGUUACAAAACGGAGAAGCACAAGAUUUGACUGUGCCGAGAAAACUGGAGAAUCCCGAAUCUCAUUUGCCUACAAGAUAUGUUAGCUUGAAAGAAGAACAAACCAAUUGUGAAGACGAUGAUUCUAAACCUAAGAAGGUGGGAAGAAGAGCUCGGAUGCUUGAUUUGGGUAAGAAAAUGGGAGAGAAACUCGAAGAGAAGAGGCGUCAUAUAGAAGAAAAAGGUAGGCAUAUUGUCGAAAAGAUGCGAGGGCCAUGAGGAUUAUUGUCUAGUAACGUAUUCUUUCGAUUAUUCUUGCGGCUUGAUCUCGAGUUCCAACUGUGUAGUCCAUUAUGUUGUGUAAAUCUGUGAGCAAGGUUUGAAAGGGUAAAAGUUCAAGUGUAUAGGAACUUAUGUAGUAUACACAUUAAUGCUAGGUUGGAGCCCCAGAUAUACUUGUGCUGUGAGGCAAUAUUGUUGUAGCCUGGCUUGCUAUGAAUCACUUUCCUUUUAAAAAGUGUUAUAUUGGGGUAACGUCGGAGAAUUUCUUACAGAUGAUGAGAAUUAAACUUCUGUUAGAAUUUUUUUAAAUACUUCUGCUUGGUAAUAAACCAUUACAGUUA